Molecule: messenger RNA, 924 nt
Organism: Zasmidium cellare ATCC 36951
Lineage: Eukaryota; Fungi; Ascomycota; Dothideomycetes; Mycosphaerellales; Mycosphaerellaceae
Exons: 1
Coding region: 1-924 (307 amino acids)
Cellular component (GO): cytosol
Molecular function (GO): heme binding; peroxidase activity
Source: RefSeq, a predicted model, not a curated record
AUGCAGCAGAUAGACGCACCUCUCACCCGCUGUGCAACGUUCUUGGUCCUCUGCAUCGGGGAUUCACAAGAUGCUGUCCAGAACAUACAAAACAGUCUUGCGGGCGUCAGUGGUCUUAUCAAGAAUGUGUCUUCCCGAGACAAUAAAGCCCGUUUCGCUUGUACAACUGGAAUUGGCAGUGACGCCUGGGGUCGUCUAACGGAACACCCGAAGCCAAAGGAGCUUCGAACUCUGCCCGUACUGAAGGGCAAGAAGCACAGCGCCGUUUCGACGCCUGGCGACUUGCUUUUCCACAUUCGCGCCGACCGACAAGAUAUGUGUUUCGAGUUUGAAAGGCAGCUCAUGGAAUCCUUUGGCGACGCAGUAACAAAGGCGGACGUAACGAUCGGCUUCAGAUACUUCGAUGCUCGGGACUUGCUGGGCUUUGUGGAUGGUACCGCAAACCCUGUUGGUGCCGACCUGGCAGAAGCGACGUUUGUGACUGCAGAAGAUGAUGCUUCAUCUAUUGAUGGGAGCUAUGUCGUCGUCCAAAAGUACCUGCACGAUCUUGCCUCGUGGAAGAAGCUCACUGUAGAGCAGCAGGAAGCGGUGGUGGGCCGUACGAAACUCGAGAACAUCGAGCUUGACGACGCAGACUCGGGACAAAAAGCCCACAAGACUCUCGCCACCAUUGAAGAUGAACAUGGCGUAGAGCACGAUAUUCUUCGAGACAAUAUGCCAUUCGGCUCGCCUGCCUCUGGCGAAUAUGGAACGUACUUCAUUGGAUACUCCCGCAAGCUUUGGGUGACGGAGAAGAUGCUGGAAAGAAUGUUCGUGGGAGAUCCUCCUGGGCUGCAUGAUCGUAUCCUGGAUUACUCCAAACCUGUGACCGGCACGACGUUUUUCGCACCCAGUGCUCAGUUCCUCAACGGUCUUGCCUCAUAA